AUGGAGUUACAUCAACGAAGGUUUGAAGAAUUUUUGAGAGGAUAUUCUCCAGAUUUAUAUUUACCUGACUCACAGUUAGACUCUAUUACAAAACGAGUACUUAAGAAAAUGGGCAAAAACGAUAUUAAAGAUAUUUUAAUUAAAAUUAAUAAUGGAAAUGAGACGACAAAUGUUUUGUGUGAUGAAGCACACAUGUUAUAUGUUAAAUAUAUUCUACAGGAACAAGAAGAUAAAAUAAAAAAAACUACCAAAGAUCAUGAAGAGAAUAAACAAUUUAGUUUAUGGUUUAAAUAUCUUGAUUGGGAAAUUAAUAAUCGUGAUGAAAAAAAAAUAAAAUGUUUAUUUGAAAGAUGUUUAGUUGCUUGUUGUUUAUAUGAAGAAUAUUGGAUGAAAUAUGCUAGAUAUUUAGAUAAAAAUGUUUCAAAAACACAAGCUAAAGCAGUCUUGACAAGAGCACACAAAAUUCAUAUUCCAAGUAGUUCUAAAAUAGCCCUUCUUCUUAGUUUAAUGGAAGAAAGAAAUAAUAAUUUUAAUGAAGCUGUAGAUAUUCUUGAUAAUUUUGACUUAAAAUAUCCUGGUUAUGCCUCAAUUCGUCUUCGAAUGGUAUCAUUACUCAAUAGAAAACUUCAUUAUCAAAAUAGACCUGAUGAGACACGGGUUAUUGAAAAGAUGGAACGUCUUAUUAAUGAACGUCGUACCAGUAAAACACUGCGGAAUUUUUACAUAAAGAAAUUAGCUCGUUUUCAAGCAUUUCAAUGUAAUAAUUUGGCAAAAGCUGAUAAAUUAUUAAGGGAGGCUAUUAAAAAUGAUCCAGAAAACAAUGAAUUAUAUGCCCAAUUAAUUGACAUUUAUUAUUGUUGUUCUAAAACUAAUAUAAGACAUGUUUGUGAUGCAUUUGAUCUUGCCAUAAAAAGUACUUCUUUAUCUGAUCAUCAUCGUUUACAAUACGCUAAAAGAAAAAUGGAAUAUAUGGAAGAAUUUUGUAUGGAACCUUCAAAAAUACAAACAGCUUGGGAUGAUUAUAAUAAAUUAGUUGAAGAAUCUGGUUGUACAAUAUCAUAUGUUAACAAUCAAAAACAAAGAACAAUGCCAGUUCCUUAUAAACCAAUGUCAUUUUCAGAGAUUCAACGUCAAACUUCAACAACAAAUCAAAUGCCAAUGAUGGUAAAUGAUGGAAUGAUGUAUGGUAUGAUGUCAUCUAAUACUUAUAUGGGCAAUCAACAAAAUUGGCAUUAA
This is a messenger RNA of Strongyloides ratti, 1236 nucleotides long. RefSeq names its product Pre-mRNA-processing factor 39. Gene Ontology annotation, cellular component: U2-type prespliceosome; U1 snRNP; commitment complex. Gene Ontology annotation, biological process: mRNA 5'-splice site recognition. The record is from RefSeq and is a predicted model, not a curated record. NCBI's taxonomy places the organism in Eukaryota, Metazoa, Nematoda, Chromadorea, Rhabditida, Strongyloididae. The coding region runs from base 1 to 1236 and encodes 411 amino acids. The transcript has 3 exons. Gene Ontology annotation, molecular function: protein binding.